AUGAGCAUUCAGAACAUCGAUGAGGCAGAACUGCAGUCUCGAUUUGCUUUCUACUCUACCCAAAAGGGGCGCACUUCAGGGAAUAGGGCGCUAAACAGGUAUUAUGACGUGAUAGCAUACGAUCGCGGGUGUUGUAUGGUCAAUAGCGGCUCAUCCAGCGAAGAGCAGGUUUAUCUCAACGGGAAUUGGGUCAGAGAGCAUGCGGGUGGAAGGUGGUGGCUUGCUACGCAGGCGCCGCUGCCGUCCACUAUGCACUCGUUCUUUGCACUUUGUACGCCGCUUACGCCUCCCCAUCAACGAAUCAGGACGAUUGUGCAGCUUACGGCAGCUAUGGAAGGAAGGUGGCGGAAGGCGGAUCCCUAUGUUCCUUUGACCGUUGGACCUGGGGGUACACUGCGUUUCGCUCCACCAACCAAACCAACGGACCCUUCGAAGGCUCCGCCGACAAUUGAAGUAACGCUUCUGUUUAGGAAAACCUUGGAGGACGCCCAAUCGAUCCAGAACACGCUGCAAGUCCGGCUUGUCCCACCGAGCGCGUCGUCUGCUGGUGGUAAUGACAGAGCUGGGUCUAAAAGUAUUGUGGAGCACUUCUAUUUCGAUGCCUGGCCAGAUAAUGGGGUGCCGAAUACUACAGGAUCAAUCAUCCAGCUUGCAAAAGCCGUAGACAAGACCAAUCGGGCAUCUUGCUCCGUCACCGCCUCAUCGAGUGGGAAGAGUGUCGCCGUUGACAUGGCCUCAUUGCCACAAUCAUCGGCACCCCCGUCGUCAGAGGUUUUACCAUCGGUAGCGCCCAUCAUGGCGCAUUGCAGUGCUGGGAUCGGUCGCACCGGCACAUUUAUUGCCAUCUCCUCUGUGCUUCGAGCGAAUGGAUUGCUUGAUCACACAGGCGAUCAAUUGGAUCCGUCUGCACCGCCCCCCGCCCACUCUCCGUUGGGUGAAUUGAUCAGCGCGGAGCUGAAGGCAGACAUCAUCGCACAGGAGGUGGAUUCGCUGAGGGAACAACGACCGGGGAUGUUGCAGCGGCCUGAGCAGACGUUGUUCGUGUAUGACGUACUUGCUGAGGCCUUGACUGAAGCCCAAGGGCCGUCCAACUGGGACCAGGCAUGAGACCGAACGGAAAUACCUUGAUUUCGGUGGCAAUUUCGGAGUUUUCAAACCGAAUUAUCCUUUUUCCCCUUUUUUUUGCCUUUGUGUGGAUGUACCUAUACUGUUGAUAGAGCCAGAUGUUUCAAUAAUUUGACCUUGUACGCCCACAGUAUUUCGUUUUACAUAAU
Messenger RNA from Cantharellus anzutake, 1274 nucleotides. Its product is annotated as protein-tyrosine phosphatase-like protein. NCBI's taxonomy places the organism in Eukaryota, Fungi, Basidiomycota, Agaricomycetes, Cantharellales, Hydnaceae. The record is from RefSeq and is a predicted model, not a curated record. Gene Ontology annotation, molecular function: protein tyrosine phosphatase activity. Gene Ontology annotation, biological process: protein dephosphorylation. Bases 1 to 1107 code for a protein of 368 amino acids. The transcript is spliced from 3 exons.